UUGUAUCGUGGAAUGUGGUGACGGGGCAUUGCGGGCUAUGAAGCUGCGUUAAUUAAAUGGAGAUCUGUGAUCCUGUGUUUACGAAAUGAAGAAGUUCACCUUUAAGGGUGUAUUGGAUGGAUUUCGGUCUUCUGUUGCUCAACAGACUAGAGUUGACCAGGAAAUAGUGGAAACUCUUAGGCCUGACAACUUCCAAGUGGCAAAGACUUUCCGUCAUGGAUUCCCUUUUCAGCCCACCGCUGUGGCGUUCGAUCCAGUGCAGCAUCUGCUGGCUGUUGGCACGAAGUCCGGCUCCCUUAGACUUCUGGGCCGCCCAGGAGUGGACUCCCACGUUCGGCACGAGGGUGAGGGGAUGGUGUUGCAGAUCCAGUUUCUCUUAAAUGAGGGCGCCCUAAUCACCGCCACGUCCGACGACAGCCUGCAUCUGUGGAACUUCCGGCAGAAGAAACCAGAAGUAGUACACAGCCUCAAGUUUCAAAGAGAGAGGAUUACGUACAUCCACCUGCCACUACAGAGCAAAUGGCUGUACGUCGGCACGGAACGUGGAAACAUCCACGUAGUUAACAUUGAGUCCUUCGUGCUGUCUGGGUACGUCAUCAACUGGAACAAAGCCAUCGAGUUGUAA
Cryptotermes secundus is the source of this 625-nucleotide messenger RNA. Its product is annotated as syntaxin-binding protein 5-like. The record is from RefSeq and is a predicted model, not a curated record. Gene Ontology annotation, cellular component: cytoplasm; plasma membrane; SNARE complex. The transcript is spliced from 4 exons. Gene Ontology annotation, molecular function: myosin II binding; syntaxin binding; GTPase activator activity. Gene Ontology annotation, biological process: regulation of exocytosis; regulation of protein secretion. NCBI's taxonomy places the organism in Eukaryota, Metazoa, Arthropoda, Insecta, Blattodea, Kalotermitidae. The coding region runs from base 86 to 625 and encodes 179 amino acids.